Verticillium dahliae VdLs.17 is the source of this 6627-nucleotide messenger RNA. RefSeq names its product SpvB domain-containing protein. The record is from RefSeq and is a predicted model, not a curated record. NCBI's taxonomy places the organism in Eukaryota, Fungi, Ascomycota, Sordariomycetes, Glomerellales, Plectosphaerellaceae. Gene Ontology annotation, cellular component: cytoplasm. The transcript is spliced from 2 exons. Bases 1 to 6627 code for a protein of 2208 amino acids.
AUGGCCAUCGACGGCGAUCCAAGCAAGGCCGCGGCCGGCGCCGGGUAUGGUCUGUCCGGCGCUUCGUCACAGGGCUCUCGCUCGGCCGGCCAAGACUUCUUUGACCUGUCCAGCCUCGGGAGCACCCUCUCGGCCUCAUCUGCUCUGCCUGCCGCGCCGUCAAUAGUCCCGCUAAAGGAGGGCGGUGCCAUUUCUGGCCUGGGGGAGAAAUACAACGUCAGCUCAGCCUCCGGGACCGGGUCAUUGUCGGUGCCUAUCCAGACAUCACCCGCCAGGCGCGGCAUGCAACCACAGCUCGCGCUUCAGUACGAUUCAGCCGCUGGGAACAGCGAGUUUGGCCUCGGGUGGCAAUUGCGCGGCGGCGCUUCCAUCACGCGGAAGACAUCCAAAGGCUUGCCUCGAUAUCACGACCCCGCCUCAGGCCCGGAGUCCGAUGUCUUUGUCCUCUCCGGCAUGGAGGAUCUGGUGCCUGUGUUCAAGAAAGACGCGUCAGGGGUGAUUCUCCAGGACUCUGCGGGCAAUCACGUCACCGAAGAGUCUGUCCGUGGCAACCAUGUAGUGCGGAGGUAUUUCCCACGCAGUCGUCAGACCUUUGCUCGCAUUGAACGCUGGACGAAUCUUGAAAGCCGGGACGACGUGCACUGGCGCGUCGUGACUGAGGAAAAUAGCACUUUGGUCUUUGGCUCCGAUGCCAACUCCAGAAUUUUCGAUCAGUCAGCCGCGGUCGAUGGCAAUAUCCGCAUCUUUUCCUGGCUUCAGUCUGAAACAUAUGAUACAUACGGCAAUGCCAUGACUUUCACCUACAAGCAGGAGGACUCGGCCAGUGUUAGUGGUGAGGCAGCACAUGAGGCGUUCCGUACGCUUGAGAGCCGGGGGGCCAACCGAUAUCUGAAAACCAUCCGAUACGGGAACACGAUACCCAACCGAUCUCAAAACACCUGGGCUGCGUUUUCAGCAUUCGAACUACCCCAGGACUCAUGGAAGUUCUCCGUUAUUUUUGACUAUGGGGAACAUGACGAGAGCCUUCCCAGCCCCGUUGAAGUCGGUGCCUGGCGGGCAAGACUGGAUCCCUUCUCAACCCAUCGGCCAGGCUUUGAGUUACGGACCUACCGACUCUGCCACAGAAUCUUGAUGUUUCAUCAUUUUACUGAGCUGGGCCAAGAACCUUGUCUGGUGUCCUCAAUGGAGCUCGCAUAUAGCGAACACCCAUCCCUGACAGUCUUGACGUCUGUUCGCCAUUUUGGACAUUCUUUUGAUAUCGCCUCAGGUACAAUCAUCUCACGCGGUCUCCCACCACUCGAAUUCUCCUACCAGGAGUUUCCUUUAGAUCAGGAGCUCGAAAGAUUGACCCCGCAAGUGGUGGACGAGAAGAGCCUCCGCAAUCUUCCCGUUGGCCUUGAUGGAAGAGACUACCAGUGGAUCGACUUGGAUGGCGACGGUCUCCCUGGAAUACUCAUGAGGUCAGAAGCCGCAUGGUACUACAAGCGCAACACCAGCGCCAACAAUGUCCAGGCUGGGACAGAGCCACCUCAGGCCGUUGCCCAAUUUGGAGAACUAGAGCUGAUCCGCUCAAUUCCGUCGGCGUCUGAACCUGAAAUGUGUCACUUUGGUGAUGUGACGGGUUCUGGGAAACUGAAUCUCAUUCAAACAGCACCCUCAGGGUGGGGAUACUUUGAACGCGAAGCGGAUAUUGACGCUGGAUGGACCAAUUUCCGAUACAUGGCCAGGUUUCCCAAUGUCGAUGCCUCGAAAGAAAGUGUCAAAAUGAUCGAUCUCACCGGAGAUGGCUUACCAGAUGUCCUCAUAUACGAGGAUGAAGUCCUGACUUGGUACCCUUCGCUCGGCGAAGAGGGCUAUGGAGACGGUGUCUCGGUUUCGCAGCCUUCCUCAGAUCGUAGUUCCCCAAUCUGCCUCUUCCAGGACACGGAACAAACUCUUUAUCUGGCUGAUAUGUCGGGAGAUGGUCUCGCUGAUAUUGUUCGAAUACGAAACUCUGAUGUCAGCUAUUGGCCAAACUGCGGCUACGGCAACUUUGGCCGCAUCGUCCAGAUGGACGGCGCACCAUCUUUUGACUACCAAGAUGCAUUCCAUCAGGGAAGAAUCCGCCUGGCAGAUAUAGACGGCUCUGGGACGACCGAUCUCAUCUAUCUUUCAGGUCAGGGGUUGGACCUGUACAUGAACCAGUCUGGCAACCAGUUUUCUGCCAGAAAGCGGCUUCCACCAAGCUUCCCAAUUGAUAACAUCUCCGUUGUCAGUGUCGCGGAUCUUCUGGGAAACGGAACAGCCUGUCUCACUUGGUCGACAAGCCUUCCCGCAAGCCGCCAAAGUAUCCAGUAUAUAGACUUCACAAAGGGCCGUAAACCGCAUCUUCUCAACCGCUUCGUCAAUAAUGUGGGAGCCGAGACGGUGAUACGUCAUGCGCCAUCCACCAAGUUCUACCUGGACGAUAAGCAGAGCGGAACCCCCUGGAUCACGAGGCUUCCCUUCCCCGUUCACUGCGUGGAGCAAGUGGAGAUCAUUGACCAUGUCAGUCACAGCCGGUUUGCAAAGCGAUACAGCUACCAUCAUGGAUACUUUGACGGCGUUGAAAGAGAGUUCCGUGGCUUCGGCCGAACAGACGAGUGGGACACUGGCGUCUUCGAGGCUGCGACGGGUCCCCGGAUGAGCAACGAGGAUGCUGCUUGGCACACCCCGCCCGUGCGGACGACUACCUGGUUUCAUACCGGAAUGUUCGUCGACGAAAGGACCUGGAGCCGCCAGAUACAGGCCGAAUAUUUUGCGGACCAUGUGCGUGAGGAGCUUCGGAGUUCGCCAUCUCAUGGUGCUUUAUUGCCCGAGUCGGUCAAUCCGUUCGAUCCAGAGGAGACCAGCAUCCUGAGGGAGCGUUUCCGGGCACUUAAGGGGAAGCUUCUUCGAAAAGAGGUUUACAGCGAGGACGGAUCAGAUUCAUCCCGUAUUCCAUUUGCUAUUGAAGAACACAACUAUUCUGUCAAGGUGGUGCAAGAUGUCCAAGACUCCCAUCUCCACGCCGUCUGCACCGUCCAACCUCGAGAAUCCGCAAGCUACUACAUGGAGCGGAUCACGGGAGAUCCAAGGAUCCACCAUACCAUGUGUCUGGAUGUCGAUGAUUUUGGGAACACCCGAAAGGAGAUAAAGAUUGUUUACGGUCGGCAGCCAGGACUCACAUCCCUGACGGGACCCGACAAGGCGAAGCAGGAAUCGACACAUAUCUUGUAUUCGGAGAAUAAUGUGACGGAAGCAAUCGACGAGGGCGAUGACUUCAGGCGGCCAGCCGUCUAUAGCACGCGCACAUACGAGAUUUCUGGGUUUCAGCCGGCGGGCAACGCCGUGCAGUUCUCGUUCGCAGACUUCGCAGGCGAGCACAAUGACUUUUCUCCCCUAACAUCGCUACAAGAAAUUCCCUUUGAGGAAGAUCUGAAUCUCACAUCACGGCAAAAGAGGCUCAUCAAUAGAUCCCGUCUUGUCUUUCGAAAGGAUGACCUGACUGGAAUGCUUCCUCCUGGGCACCUCGGGAAGCUAGGCCUUGCUGGCGAGAGUCAUACCCUCUGCUACACCCCUGGUCUUCUGGCCAAGGUUUUUAGGCGCUCGAGAAUCGACGGAACGGAGGAAGCGCUGAUAAGAGACCCCAAGAUUACCCCUGGCGGCCUUGUAGAAGGAUCACGACUAGGCUAUGUGGACCUUGAGGGCGACGGGUCUUGGUGGGCCAGCGCGGGAUCUGUGAGGUACUCUGAGACAGCCACCUCCGAUCCAGCUUUGGAGCUCUCUCAAGCCAAGAAUCGGUUCUUUGAAGCAAUUGCGUUCCUUGAUCCGCUCGGCCAUGAAUCAAGGGUUUCCUACGACUCUUAUGUCUUGUUACCAUCAUGGACGGAGGAUGCAGUGGGAAACAGGACAGUAGCCGAGAUGGACUACAGAGUUCUCAAGCCCCGUAUCGUCACGGAUCCAAACGGUAAUCGAACAGCAGUGGCGUUCGACGCCAUGGGGAUGGUAGCAGGUGUAGCAAUCAUGGGAAAAGAAGGGUCGGGGGAGGGAGACUCACUUCAGGGGUUUAGGCCAGACCUCAGUCAAGCGGAGAUCAACCUCAUCCUCUCUGAACCUAAAAGUCCGGCCGCAUUUGAUCUGCUCGGUCAAGCAACCCGGCGCAUCAUAAACGACUAUGGGAGGUUCAGAGAGUUGCAAACACCUGUGCCGUCGGUUGCCAUUGCGCGUGUACAACACACGCAUAUGCCGAGCGAUAGGCGAACAGCCGUCAGCAUUUCCUACUCAGACGGCUUUGGCCGGAUAAUCCAAAGCAAGAAACAGGCGAAACCUGGCCCGCUCAUAGAGGACGGCCCUCUAUCAAGUACUCGAUGGGUCACGUCCGGCUGGGUUAUCCACGACAAUAAGGGAAACCCAGUGAGAGAGUUUGAGCCCUUCUUUGACGACACGCAUCAUUUCAAAUUCGACCUCCGGGCCGGAUCAUCGUCUACCUUGAUUUAUGAUUCCAUGUCCAGGAUUGUUGCAAUUCUGCGUCAGGAUCACGCGUUCUUUAAGACGGUGUUCAAAGGCUGGACUGAAUCCAUCCAUGACUUCAACGACAAUGUUCUCGUUCCCAACGUCCAGAACGAUGAUGAUGUCGGCCAUCUACUUCGCGGCUUGAAAAGCCACGAGUUUCUUCCAUCAUGGUACGACUCGCGCAUCAACGGGCAAGACGUUCUAGAAAAGGCUACUGCAGAGAAGACUGCAGCUCAUGCGAAUACGCCUCGCGUGCUUUACUCCGACGCCCUUGGUCGUGUCAUUGUGCAAGUUGACGAUCUUGGCUCUGGUCAAACCAUAAGUACUCGAUCCAGGUUUGAUGCCAGCAACAACAUUGUUCAGGUUUCAGACCACCUAGGACGGCUCGUGAGUGCGUUCGAGUUCGACAUGAGGGGUCAUCGCAUUUCCGAAGCAAGCAUGGACGCCGGGCGGCACUGGUCAUUACCCGAUGUGACUGGCCAACCAGUGCUGCAGUGGGACUCGAGAGAUUUCCGGCUUCGACAUGUGUACGAUGCGGCAAACAGGCCAGUCGAGACGUGGAUGAGCGAAAGUGGCGCGAAUGAGAUCAUGGCCAAGCAGUACAUAUACGGCGAAUCAGCCCCGGAUUCGCUGGGCCAUAACCUUAGGAACCGCCUGUACAAGAGCAGAGAUGGGUCAGGAGAGAUGACCAUUCUUGAUUAUGACUUCAAGGGCAACAUCAUCAGUACCGAACAGCGACUAGCCAGCAGCUACAAGGACACACCAAACUGGGCCGGUGCAGUUGGCCUCGAGGUCAAGCAACAGAGCACGACCACGUUUGACGCGCUUGACAGAACGGUCCUAUCAGUCUCGCCAGACAUGAGUCAAGUAUAUAUGAUGUACGACGACAGCGGUUACGUGGAUCAGCAGUUCGUGAAUGUUCGCGGCGAGUCAACUUCCCCUGAUCGGUCAAAUUGGUCUGCCGUCAUCACUGGUGUCGAUUACAAUGCCAAGGGCCUUCUCACGUCCAUCUCUUACGGCAACGGAACGAAAACUAAGAGAACAUACGAUCCGUUACUCCAUCGGCUGCAAGGCAUGCGAACGACCAGGACGGGCGACCCCAGUCCACUCCAGGACCUGACUUACACGUGGGAUCCGACUGGUAACAUUACGCAUGUUCAAGACAGAGCCCAGCAGGCAAUAUUCUUCCGAAACAACCGCGUAGAUCCGAGCUCAGACUACACAUACGAUGCCAUGUAUAGACUUAUCAAGGCCACUGGACGCGAGCAUCUGGGACAGACAGACGGGCGUCCGAACAAUCCCUCGGCACCUGGGCCGAACACGGGCUCCGUCGUAGACAGUCCCAGCGACGGCAACGCCGUGGCUGGUUACGCCGAAACAUACGAAUAUGACCUCGCUGGGAAUGUCAUGUCCGUCGCCCAUGCCCUCAGCGACGCGAGCCGUCCUGGCUGGAAGAGGACCUACUCUUACAACGAGCCCAGCUUCCUCGCAGCCGGUCAGGUUGGAAACCGCCUUUCCGAAACCAAGGUGGGCUCCGUUUCUGAGUCGUACUCGUACGACGCAGGCGGCAACAUGACUUCAAUGCCUGGCCUUCGCACAAUGAGCUGGGAUUUCAACGGCAUGCUACGAGCCACUACCAAGCAGAUAGUCAAUUCAGGAAUACCCGAAACGACCUACUACGUGUACGACGGAUCAGGCAAGCGCGUCCGCAAAAUGACGGAGAGUCGAGGCGGAGGAGAAGCAGACAGCCCCGAUCCGAGGCCCAUCAAAGAAACUACGUACCUGGAUGGAGUCGAAAUCUUCCGCAGAUGGGCGCGAGAUACGAACGAGCCGACUGUCGUGCGUUCGACCGUGUUCGUUGACCACGACGGACGGAAGGUGUAUCAGGCAGACAGUCGAAUAGAAGGGACCGACAAUAGUCCAGACCAAAGUACACGCUUCUCCCUGGGCAAUAAUCUCGACAGCGUCACGAUGCUGCUCGACGAACAGGCGCGGCUCGUCUCGUAUGAAGAAUAUUUCCCUCAUGGUAGCACAUCCUAUCAGUCGACGGCGAACCAAAACGAAAUACCAAAGCGGUACAGACGGGCUGAACCUGUUCUGCUUUGUGCGGAAUAA